Megalopta genalis is the source of this 2767-nucleotide messenger RNA. RefSeq lists its product as uncharacterized. Gene Ontology annotation, molecular function: microtubule binding. Lineage: Eukaryota; Metazoa; Arthropoda; Insecta; Hymenoptera; Halictidae. Gene Ontology annotation, cellular component: ciliary basal body; cilium. The record is from RefSeq and is a predicted model, not a curated record.
CAACGAAUCAGCUGUUUCUCGUAUGUUUGUUUUCGAAAAUUUUAGUAUCUGUAAGUUCUGUGCGUUAAAUAAUUGAAGUUAGCUGCAAAUCAUGUAAAUAUCACUUAAGUAUUUCGAUAAACAUAAACAUAAUAGUUCUAGUACAAUGAAACACAAUCUUACUAUUGACAAUGCGCAAUUAUUUCUCUACGCACAACACGUACCCUAAUCCUUCGGUGACCUAACCUCUAAAUAAUCAACACAAUACAUUUAUCAUAUAUAUGCUAAUGAAAAUCUAAUAAAUUAUACUUCCAAUUGCGUCGAACACAGAGAGAAUGUGUUGUGAAUUUAAAUAAAGAUAUUAUUUUAUUUAUCAGGUGACAACAAUAAUCAUCUUUUUAUUUGUCACCAAUUCAUUGCUACCAAUAUGAUGCAUGUACAUACAUAUGCGAAUUACAUACACAUUACCAUAGAAUUUGUAUGCAUCGACAUGUAAAAAUAAAAGAUAAAUUAAUAAAAGGUAGAGAUGAGUACAUAUAAAAAUGCUUAGGUCAUCUUAACAGGAAAUGUUAGUAGAUACUGUUAUAGCUAAUAUUUAUUUAAAACCAUUGAGAAACAAUGAACCAUCAUGAAAUAUUAUUUAUGAAAAAAUAAAGUAAUAACACUCUUUGUAUAAAUGAUAAAGAUGAUUUUCAAUGUAAUAAAAUGUGUCAAUUGGAAUUUAUAUCGUCUCACAUGUAUGUAUGUACAUGUAUACAACAUAAUGUAAAUUGUAACAUUCGAAAAUGCACUAUUACAAUUUAAAUAAAUGAUAAUAUAUAAUUAAAUAUUUCUGUAUUUUACUUAUAACGUAUAACUUUUAAUGAAAUGUAAUUUUGUAUCAUUAGUUUUAAAAAUCAAGCGGGAAGUCAUCAACUUCAAAAUACUUCGCGAGCAAAGUCCAUAAUGGCGCGCUAAAUUUUUUAUUUAAAUAUUCUGACAAUAAUUUAUAUAUACUGUUUUGCCUUUAUUAAUAAUUAUAGUAUGUAGCAUAAGAUUUUGCAAGUUUUAAAUAAUUAGAAUGUCGUCUGGUUUAUAUUCGUUACAACGUUCAUGUCGAAAACAUCGUCAAUAUCAACAUGUGUAAUUGAAUCCUGAUAUUUUCAGUUUAACUAAAGUGUAUCAUUAUAUGCACAAAACUAAUUAAUUUUUAAGAUACUUAGAGUAUUGUAUGGUAUCUUUAAAAAUGGUGGACUUACAAGGACGGGACAAAGGAAAUAUAUCAUUGCCACUGAAAUUGCAAUCUUACGAAAAUGGAGUGGCAAAGGCUCAACCGACAAUUAUUAAUAUGCAAAAAGCAUUUUACGAUAUUCGAAUUGAAGAUAUUGAAAGUAGAAUAAAAAGAUUAAAUGAUCGAAAUGGUGAAUUAUCAGAAGAAGUUGAAACUACCAAUGAACAUCUGUUAACAGUGGAUGCAGAAACAGCUGAUGAAAUUGCAACUUUGUCUAAACAAGUUAAUUCGCAAAAUAAUAGGAUCGAUACAUUAAAAAAUAAUAUUAACAAAUUAGAAAAUGCUCGAAUACAAGACAAGGAAACUCAUAUUAAUGUCAUGCAAUUAUGCCAACAGAAAUACACGCAGAAGAAAUUAGUACUAGUUUCGCAAAUAAAAAUUUUGAAUGCAAAAAUUAAUAGUUUAGAUGAUUUUAAAAAAGUGCAAAACGCUUUGCAAGAAAAGUUGGAAGAAAAUAAGGAACGAAUGAUAAAAUAUGAGGAAGAAGUGAAAGACAUUCUGGAGGAAAUUAGACGGAAGUUCGAAUUUGAUCAAGAAAUGCUCAAGCUUGAAUUAUAUCAAUACCUUCUUGAUUUAGCAGCACACUUCCAGAUUGAAACUAAUAAAUUCAUAAGCCUCCCAAAUAAAAGAUUAAUGCGCGAAAAUAUAAUGUUACAGAAAGAGUUGUUACAAUUGUCUAAAGAAGUUACAGUCAAAAGAAAUAUUGGAACUGAUUACAAUACAUUUUGCAGAAAUACAUUUGCAAUACACAGAAAGAGCAUUACCACCAAAUGUUCCAAUACGAAACGUAAUAUAGUGACUUUCAAAGUACAAAAUUCAGUAUUGAAAGCUUUACAAAGCAAAUUCGAACAAAUGAGAGACCUUUUGUCUGAUAUUAAUGUUCCUGAUCCUACAACAGUAUCGAAACUAUUACUAACAAUCGAAAAUAUACGCUGGAAGGAACGAUCUACAGAAUUUCUUUUAUCAAAAGUACGCACUUUACUGCAUAAAGAGAAACUGAAAAUAAAUAUUGCAAAGUAUUUGCAAAGAAGGUUAGAGUGUAAAAUAAAAGCAGCCGUAGAGACACUUUACGACGUGAAAUACGCUGUAGCCCGUCUGCUCAAGUGCCCCACAAUUCAAACAAAUUAUCCUAAAUUGCUUUUAUGUUUCCAAUGUAAAGUUUCAAAAGGUCUAUUAAGAAUUCGAUGCAAUACGUUCAAAUCGAUUGAAAGUAUUCCACGAGAAACAGAAUGUCGCGCGGAAGAUGUAAAAGAUGUGCCUGAAGAUAUUGAUUUUGAAAUACUGACUCCGUCUGAAAAUUCAACACUGUCGUCUAGAGCAAUUUUAGAUAAAAUAACAUCAGAAAGUUCAAAAGAAGAGGAAAUUGAUAUAUCCACUGAAAGUAGUACACCUGGUAAAAAAAAAUUGGAUGAAAUUUUUGAUAUUAUGUUGUUAUCUGAUGAAGAGGAAUACGAAUUAGAUAACGAGACUGAUUCUUUAGAUGAGGAAGAACAAUCGCCUGUUAUUGCAGAAGGAUGA